Molecule: messenger RNA, 2094 nt
Organism: Colletotrichum chrysophilum
Lineage: Eukaryota; Fungi; Ascomycota; Sordariomycetes; Glomerellales; Glomerellaceae
Gene: VPS1
Product: vacuolar protein sorting-associated protein 1
Exons: 5
Coding region: 1-2094 (697 amino acids)
Biological process (GO): peroxisome organization
Cellular component (GO): microtubule; cytoplasm; membrane
Molecular function (GO): GTPase activity; microtubule binding; GTP binding
Source: RefSeq, a predicted model, not a curated record
AUGAGCGGCCCUCAGUCCCUCUCCACGCAAGGCGGCAUUUCUGAUCCCGCCUUGAUCACGCUCGUGAACAAGCUUCAAGAUGUCUUCACAACAGUCGGUGUCACCAACCCCAUCGAUCUGCCUCAAAUAGUCGUCGUCGGCAGUCAGUCUAGCGGAAAGAGUUCCGUCUUGGAGAACAUCGUCGGAAGAGACUUUUUGCCUCGAGGCUCUGGCAUCGUCACCCGUCGACCCCUCGUUCUCCAGCUCAUCAACCGCCCCGCGACUUCCCAAUCCAACGGCGUCGAGGAGCUUGCCGACACCAACGACAAGGCAGCAAACGCCGACGAAUGGGGCGAAUUCCUCCACAUCCCCGGCCAGAAGUUCUACGACUUCAACAAGAUCCGCGAUGAGAUCAGCAGAGAAACCGAGGCCAAGGUCGGCCGCAACGCCGGCAUCUCCCCCGCUCCCAUCAACCUCCGAAUCUACUCCCCGAACGUCCUCACCCUGACCCUCGUCGAUUUGCCCGGUCUGACGCGCGUGCCUGUCGGUGACCAGCCCCGAGACAUCGAGCGCCAGAUCCGCGACAUGAUUCUCAAGUUCAUUUCCAAGUCCAACGCCAUUAUCCUCGCCGUCACCGCCGCCAACAUCGACUUGGCCAACUCUGACGGACUCAAGCUUGCCCGUGAGGUUGACCCCGAGGGUCAAAGGACGAUUGGUGUCCUUACCAAGGUCGAUCUCAUGGACGAAGGAACCGACGUUGUGGAUAUCCUGGCUGGUCGUAUUAUUCCUCUGCGACUUGGUUACGUCCCCGUUGUCAACCGUGGUCAGCGUGACAUUGACAACAAGAAGCCUAUUACCGCUGCCUUGGAGAACGAGAAGAAUUUCUUUGAGAACCACAAGGCGUACCGAAACAAAAGCUCAUACUGCGGUACCCCUUACCUGGCUAGGAAGCUCAACCUUAUUCUCAUGAUGCACAUCAAGCAGACAUUGCCCGACAUCAAGGCCCGCAUCUCCAGCUCCCUGUCCAAGUACGCGGCAGAAUUGGAGAGCUUGGGACCAAGCAUGCUCGGCAACAGCGGAAACAUUGUGCUCAACAUCAUCACCGAAUUCACCAACGAGUGGCGGACAGUGCUGGACGGAAACAACACGGAGCUCUCGAGCACGGAACUGUCAGGUGGUGCAAGAAUCAGCUUCGUUUUCCACGAGCUGUACUCCAACGGUGUUAAGGCGGUGGAUCCCUUUGACGUGGUGAAGGAUGUGGAUAUCCGCACUAUCCUCUACAACUCCUCUGGUUCCUCCCCAGCGCUGUUCGUCGGCACCACUGCUUUCGAGCUCAUUGUGAAGCAGCAGAUUAAGCGCUUGGAAGACCCCAGCUUGAAGUGUGUAUCCCUGGUCUACGACGAGCUGGUGCGCAUCCUGUCGCAGCUUCUUGGUAAGACACUCUACCGCAGAUAUCCUCAGCUGAAGGAGAAGGUCCACGCGGUUGUCAUCAACUUCUUUAAGAAGGCUAUGGAGCCUACCAACAAGCUGGUCAAGGAUCUGGUGGCGAUGGAGGCAUGCUACAUCAACACUGGCCACCCUGACUUUUUGAACGGCCAUCGCGCCAUGGCCAUCGUCAACGAGCGUUACAACCCCGCCAAGCCUGUCCAGGUCGAUCCCAAGACGGGCAAGCCCCUCCCGGGUGGCACACCUAGAGCAUCCAGCCCUGUCGUUCCCGAGGAUACCUCAAACUCUGGUUUCUUUGGUAGCUUCUUCGCUGCCAAGAACAAGAAGAAGGCUGCGGCGAUGGACGCGCCGCCGCCAACACUCAAGGCCUCUGGAACGCUUUCCGAGCGGGAGAACAUCGAGGUUGAGGUUAUCAAGCUGCUCAUCUCUUCUUACUACAACAUUGUUAAGAGAACCAUGAUUGACAUGGUUCCCAAGGCUAUCAUGCUGACCCUCGUUCAAUUUACCAAGGACGAGAUGCAGAAGGAGCUUUUGGAGAAUAUGUACCGCAGCGACACCUUGGAUGACCUCCUCAAAGAGAGUGACUUCACCAUCCGCAGAAGAAAGGAGUGCCAGCAAAUGGUCGAGUCCCUCGGCAAGGCCAGCGAGAUCGUCAGCCAGGUCCAGUAA